Messenger RNA from Phodopus roborovskii (desert hamster), 888 nucleotides. RefSeq names its product sulfotransferase 1 family member D1. The transcript has 7 exons. Gene Ontology annotation, cellular component: cytoplasm. NCBI's taxonomy places the organism in Eukaryota, Metazoa, Chordata, Mammalia, Rodentia, Cricetidae. Gene Ontology annotation, biological process: sulfation. The coding region runs from base 1 to 888 and encodes 295 amino acids. Gene Ontology annotation, molecular function: sulfotransferase activity. The record is from RefSeq and is a predicted model, not a curated record.
AUGGAUAAGAAGCUGGAUAUCUUCAGGAGGGAGUUAGUAGAUGUUCAAGGUAUCCCUCUCUUCUGGAGCAUUGCUGAGCAGUGGGUCCAAGUGGAGUCAUUUGAGGCCCGACCCGAUGACCUUUUGAUCUCCACCUAUCCAAAAUCUGGGACAACCUGGAUCAGUGAAAUUUUGGAUUUGAUCUAUAACAAUGGGGAUGCAGAGAAGUGUAAACGGGAUGCAAUCUACAAACGAGUGCCUUUUAUGGAACUUAUAAUUCCUGGAUUGUCAAAUGGUGUUGAACUGUUGAAAAACAUGCAGUCUCCUCGACUGGUAAAAACUCAUCUACCUGUUCAACUUCUUCCUUCUUCAUUUUGGAAAAAUGACUGCAAGAUGGUCUAUGUGGCACGGAAUGCCAAAGAUGUGGCUGUUUCUUACUACUACUUCUACCAAAUGGCAAAAAUGCAUCCAGAGCCUGGCACCUGGGAGGAAUUCCUUGAAAAAUUCAUGGCUGGGCAAGUGGGUUUUGGCUCCUGGUAUGACCAUGUGAAGGGCUGGUGGGAGAAAAGAAAAGAUUACCGUAUCCUUUAUCUGUUUUAUGAAGAUAUGAAAGAAGAUCCAAAGUGUGAAAUUCAAAAAUUAUUAAAGUUUCUGGAGAAAGACAUGCCAGAAGAAAUUGUAAAUAAAAUCCUUUACCAUAGUUCUUUUGGUGUAAUGAAGGAGAAUCCCACUGCAAAUUACACCACUAUGACAAAAGAGGAGAUGGACCAUUCUGUGUCUCCAUUCAUGAGAAAAGGCAUUUCAGGUGACUGGAAGAAUCAGUUCACUGUAGCCCAGUAUGAGAAAUUUGAAGAAGAUUAUGUCGAGAAAAUGAAAGAGUCAACACUUAAGUUUAGAUCAGAGAUCUAG